Talaromyces rugulosus is the source of this 2946-nucleotide messenger RNA. RefSeq lists its product as uncharacterized. Gene Ontology annotation, cellular component: proteasome regulatory particle, lid subcomplex. Gene Ontology annotation, biological process: ubiquitin-dependent protein catabolic process. The transcript has 5 exons. The record is from RefSeq and is a predicted model, not a curated record. Gene Ontology annotation, molecular function: structural molecule activity. The annotation marks the transcript as partial. Lineage: Eukaryota; Fungi; Ascomycota; Eurotiomycetes; Eurotiales; Trichocomaceae.
CUGUCGUUGACCUCGAGCUUCCGAUUCCCACACUCCAACAGCAUCAAACGCAAGCCAGAACCCCAUAUCCCCCAUCAUCAGUUUCAACCUAUCUCCUUCUGUCGCCGCCCCGACUUUGACUUGAUUGUGCACGCCCAGGAUACGCUGCUCACCAUGGCUUCCACGCCCGCCGCUCAGCGGAUUGAAGAAGCCAAGGCCAUCGCGCCCAAAGAUCCUGCCAAAGCAGAGCAGAUAUACAAGGACGUCUUGUCUUCGGGUAUUGGCAAGACCGAGUCUGCCUCGAGAGACUAUGAGGGAGCUUUAGUGGGACUGGGAGAGCUCUACCGGGACAACAAAAAGGCCAACGAGCUGGCCGACCUGAUCAAGACGAGCCGCGAUGCAUUCUCCUCUUUCGCGAAAGCGAAGACUGCUAAGCUGGUCCGGCAACUGUUGGAUCAGCUCAGUGAGAUCCCCAACACCAUUGAGAUCCAGGUCGCUGUUAUCAAGUCUUCCAUAGAGUGGGCGGUUUCGGAACGACGUUCUUUCCUCCGACAGAGCCUUGAGACCCGUUUAGUGAUUAUUUACAUGCAAAAACAAUCCUAUUACGAUGCCCUGACUUUGAUCAACUCCUUACUCAAAGAGUUGAAGCGGUUGGAUGACAAGGUCGUCUUGGUGGAAAUCCAGCUCCUCGAAUCCCGCGUUUACCAUGCUCUUGGUAACCAACCCAAGGCCCGCGCUGCUCUUACGUCGGCUCGAACAUCCGCUUCCGCUGUCUACACACCGCCCAUCCUUCAAGCUGGCCUCGACAUGCAAAGUGGGAUGUUGCAUGCCGAAGACAAGGACUUCAACACAGCGUAUUCAUACUUUAUCGAAGCAUUGGAAGGAUACAGUUCUCUCGAUGAUUCCGAGAAAGCCACGGCAGCCCUACAGUACAUGCUGCUGUGCAAAAUCAUGCUCAACCUGGUUGACGAUGUGACAAACCUGCUCAGCUCAAAGCAGGCACUGAAAUACGCCAGCACGCGCCUUGAAGCCAUGAAGGCUGUGGCUCGUGCUCAUGCAAACCGAUCACUGGAGGAAUAUGAAAAGGCACUUUCCGACUACCGAUACGAACUCGGCGGCGAUGUCUUCAUCCGUAACCAUCUUCGCCGGCUUUAUGAUGCGAUGUUGGAGCAGAACCUGAUCAAGGUGAUCGAGCCAUUCAGCCGCGUAGAAAUCGACCAUAUUGCAAAGAUGGUCGGCUUGGACACGCAGCAGGUGGAAAGGAAGUUGUCGCAGAUGAUUCUGGAUAAGGUCAUAACCGGCGUUCUAGACCAGGGUGCGGGCUGUCUGAUCAUCUUUGAAGAGACGGAGAGGGACAAGGGCUACGACGCAGCGUUGCAGACGAUUGAGAAGCUCAACAAUCGAUCUAUCGACGCUGUCGCCACCAUGGCUAUGAAUGCCCCAAUGCAACCAAAUUUUGCUCGCGGCUACCCCCAGGCCGCGCAGCGCUCGCCCGCUACGCCUCGUCGCGGUGGUCCUGGAGGGCCCGUCAUGGCAAUGGGUCAUCCCCAACAAGUCCCUCAUCCCCAGUACAUGGCUGCCGGUCAACCGCGUAUGCCACCAGUGAAUGAAGCUGCUAUUAGACGCAGUCGAAAGCCCACGGACAAGAACAUCCCAGAUGACAUUGAGGAUCUCGUCAUCGGCGAUGGGGUACAAGAAUACAAGAAGCUGCGGGAACUCGAGAAACGCCUAGACUCAUCCAUGGUUAGGAAGAGGCUAGAUAUUCAAGACUCCCUCAGCCGGACAGUGAAGCGAUACCGGACCCUCCGUAUCUGGAUCUCGAAUACCGUUGAAGACCAGCCCUGGCAGAAGGGCGAGCAGAACGAGGAACCGCAGGCCGACCCUGCCAAUCCGGGAUCUGGACGGUACAAGGUCCGUAUUGAGGGCAAGCUGCUCGACGAUUACACCGACCCAACGGUUCCAGCAGAUGACAGUGACGACGAAGAGGAAAAGGACGCAGACGCCAUGCAGGAGGACGACCAGAAUGCGGGAGGAUCAAAGCAAUCGAAGCAACAGCGCUCUCGGCAGAGAUUGUCGCAUUUCUUCAAAUCGAUUACGGUUGAUUUCGACAAGACACCCAACUUGAAAAAAGUCGAAGAUGUCUCUCCUAUUGUCUGGGAAAAGCCUCAGGUCCCGCCAAAUGCUACUGCGGUGCCUGAGAAUGCUGAAUUUGACUCGAUCCAAUUUUCUCGUGGAGCCCAGGAGAACGUCAACAUUACCGUUAGCUUGAUCAGAGAUGAGGCGCCGGAGCGAUUCAGGCUAAACAAAGACCUCGCCGAAAUCCUCGACGUCCAGGAAGAAUCCAGGAGCGGGGUCAUCUUGGGGGUCUGGGAUUAUAUCCGAGCCAUGGGUCUCCAAGAGGACCACGAGAAGCGCCAGGUGCGCUGUGACCACCGCUUGAGAAAGAUCUUCGGCCGUGAUAUCAUAUUCUUCCCUCAAAUACCAGAAAUCGUGAAUACUCACACGACGCCCCUCGAGCCUAUCAAGCUUCCAUACACCAUCCGAGUAGACCAGAGCUUCCAGGACGAGUCAACUCCAACCAUUUACGACAUCCGCGUGGCGGUUGACGACCCCCUCCGCCAAAAAAUGCUCGCUUUGACCUCGAAUCAACAGUACGCGGCUUCUCUACGCCAAAUCGGCGUGCUCGACGACCAGCUCGCCCUCAUCAUUCAGGCUACCAUGCACUCCAAGGCCCGCCACGCCUUCUACACUGCUUUGAGCAAAGACCCCGCCACUUUCAUCCGCCGCUGGCUCAAUUCUCAGCGCCGAGAUCUCGAGACGAUCCUCGGAGAAGCUACACGCGGCGGCGGCGAGGACGGCAGCGGACCCGAGUUUAGACGUGGUGGUACUGAUAGCGCCUGGGAUGCUCCUGUGGCGAGAGAAGCUGUUCGGUACAUGCUUGCGAAGCCUGACCGCGCUCAUCGAUAA